AUGACGUUUCAGCAGGAGCUUUCUUCGUGGAAUCCUUUUAAUGGACCACAGGCGACUAAAGAAGUACCUACUGUAGGAAGCAAAGCACCAUCCACACCACAGAUCACAUUACCUCGGAAUGACAAGAAGCCAACGAUCAUAUCGUUUCUGCGACACUGUGGUUGCCCAUUUGCCGAAAAAGCUUUCCAGAAACUCCGUCGAAUUGCUGAGCAGAAUCCAGCGAUUCACUGUAUCGCCGUCUCACACAGCGACAAGGCAGCCACAGAGAAAUGGUUAGAAGCAGUGGGUGGUAGGGGAAAGGUUGAGGUCAUAGUCGACGACCAAAGGCAGUCGUUUACCGAGUACGGUCUUGGCUAUUCCAGCUUCUGGGCCGUGCUGAAUCCCUGGAGUCUGAAAAACGCAAUGACUAUAGGCAAAGAGGAAGGCUUUAACAUCCGACCCACCGAAUCCGGGUCAAGAUGGCAAGUUGCUGGCUUGUUUGCUGCUGAUGGGGAGGGUGUAUUGACAUAUGCGCAUCAAGCUAAUACCUCAGACGAUCUCGGUGACCUUGAUGCCGCUAUUGGAUCAGUGAAGUUCCCAAAAGCCUCUCUUUGA
Molecule: messenger RNA, 594 nt
Organism: Lithohypha guttulata
Lineage: Eukaryota; Fungi; Ascomycota; Eurotiomycetes; Chaetothyriales; Trichomeriaceae
Exons: 2
Coding region: 1-594 (197 amino acids)
Source: RefSeq, a predicted model, not a curated record